GCUGGCUGGUAAGUUAGAUGCUUCAUAACUGCUGGAUUUCAGUUACAAUGGUCAUUUGCAUGUUUAUUUAAUAGCCUGUAAAUAUUCCUUAAGAAAUGAAUAUUGACAAUGUCAUUAAGAUGUUUUUGUAGUGUUGACCCACAUCACUUUGCUGUCAGAGACUGGAUCUCCAGUCAACUAAUUUGGUUGAUGGUCGCAGAUUCUUUAAUCUCUGUUUGGAGAACCGUGAUUGGAAACAUGAUUUUGAAAUCCUGCCACAAUUGUCUGAUGGUACAAAUGAAACCAGUACCCUGGCAGCUGGACAAGGCAGUAUUGAAAAAAUAUGAUGAUGAAUACAUUUUCAUUUCUCUAUUACAAGGAACGGAAUAAGUUACGAAGAAAUUUGGCUUUGGGACCAAAAUAACAACUGAUGGCACUAUUGAGACUAAUGGAAAAUAUUACAGCAAAAGAAAAUAAUACAGAUUUUUUUUUUACUCAAAAGCCUUGGACACAACAGAUCUUCUGACCCCAUAGCCUGAAAGUGAUGGAAUGAGAGGACCAAAACAGAGCUGGAUAAACAGAUAUUCCAGGAGUAGUAUGUGGAAAUAGACAAUACAAAACUCUGAUUGAAUUGAUCUUAUCAUAUAUUUAUGAUAUCUGUGAGGUACACAAAUAAAUGAGUUGUAUUCACUAUGGAGAGCAUAAUAUAAUAAACGUCUUAACAACACUGCCAGGUUUGCAGGAUCAUCUGAAACCAGUAUAAAUGUUGCCACUGAAAUUCAUGUGUUUCUGUUUUGAUUUUUUUAAAUAUAUAAUUUAAUAAUUACAUUAAAUAUAUAUAUUAUACAUCCAUUAAAAAAAAAAUAUUGAUAAAAUAAGAUGCCCAUUGUGUGUGACGUGUGUACCUGAUGAGAUCUUGUUAGUGGUGCGCUUCUUGAGUCACAGCAGAUGACUUGCCACUUGUAAAUCAUUUGUCGUCUCGUCUUAUUCUUUUUUUCUCUGGUAUUACUUUGUGGUCUGUGAGCAACAAAAUUUCUUGUAUGACAAUGUGUGUCUAUUUUUGUAAUUUAAACAGACCUGAAGAUGAAUUGAACAGCUGCUGUGAUUUUUGUUUCAUAACAACCCAGUUCUUUCCCCUUUUCAAGCAAACAGCCUAAUAAUUACUGAGUAACUGAGGAAAUGAAACCAGGUGUUUUGGUUGGAGCACCUGCUCCUGGCCAGCCAUCUUUUACCGUGUAAAAAUGAUAACCGAGAGUCAGACUGACUUUUUCUGUGGAGAGGGUGCUUUUGAGAGGUAACUUUACUUCAAACAAAUAGAUUAUUCCUCAAAUUAAUGCAAAACAAUGUUGAAAAUCUCAAACAUCAGGUUGUGAUGAUGAAAGUUAUGAUUAAAACAAAAACAUAGAUACAAUUGAGCCUGUGCAUUAAUUUUGUUUCCUUUUACUUCCUUUCACAGAUCACUUCUGUUUCACUUGUCACUGGCUGAAUCGAGGAUUCACAAAGCACAAGAGAGGGAAAAAAACAUGGUGAGUGUUGUUUUUCUUAAAAAUGUAUAUUUUCAAAAGAAUAAAUGGUUUAAUAACCCAUAUUUGCUAUCUUUAUGUUAAAUUAAACCUAAUAUAUUAAGGGUGCAUGCUUGCAUUGGUGGCUAGUUCACAGCAGUUAUUUUUUUCUCCCAUGCUAGGGUUUACUCCAGGCAUUCCCACAGUCCAAAAGCAUACAGAGAUUGACCUAGUGCUGGGUGUGUGAGUGUGUGACUGUAGCCUGGUGACCCAUUCUGGGUGUCUCCUGCCUCUCAACGAGAGUAACUGGGGUAGACUCUAGCCCACUGACCCCUAUAAUGGAACAAGCAGAAAAUGAAGAAAAACUAUAUCGAUGGUCAUCCAGAGGGAGGGGCAUUUGCAACAUAUUGAUGCAUCACAUCUGUAUUUUAGUUUUAAUAAUUUAAUUGAGCAAAUCUGGUAAGUUUUUUUAAGUUGUUGCUGAUAAGUUUAGUUGUUACUGAUGAAAAACAGGGAACUAUUCUGAUGUUGAGAAGGUCGUGGGUGAGAUUGGAGUGUAGCUGCAUUCACAACCAUCUCACUAAUUGUACAUAUGUAUAUAUUUUUUUAUUUCAGGUGGCUAUGAUGAAAUACAUCAUCAUAUUCUGUCACCUCCUUGUGUCUCUGAAAGCCAUAAAUUUCAGGUUUCUGCCAUGUGAUGUGGAUGCCAAUGUCACUAAAGUGGACUGCCAUGAUAGAUCCUUGGAUCGUGUCAUUUACAUCAAAGAAGACAGAGUUUUGUCCCUCAAUCUCAGCCUGAAUAGAAUCCGUAAAGUGGCAGACAACACUUUCUCUGGUGUACCAAACCUUCUCACCUUGGAUAUGACCCGCAAUGGAAAUCCUUAUUCACCUGAACUGGAUAUCCACCACUGCGCUUUCAAGGUCUUGCCAAAGCUUCAGCAUCUGUUUCUGUCCCAUAACAGACUCAGACAUAUUCCUUGGCUUCCUGAAAGCCUGCGUCAGCUGAAUCUAGAGGGCAAUCGGAUCUUCCACAUUGAAAAUCCAUUUGAGACUCCACAUCUUGAGAAGCUCUUGCUCGGCUACAACUGCUAUUAUCUAAACCCUUGUUAUGAGCCCUUUUACAUCGCUGAAAAUGCUUUUGAACACCUGACACGUCUUCGGGUUCUUGAUUUGGCCUUUGAUAAUUUGACGGCUGUACCUCAUGGAUUACCCCGGUCAUUGGAGAAACUGAAUUUAAAAGAAAACAGACUGACUGAGAUCCCAGACCGAGCUUUUGUCAACCUGACAAAGCUCAGUACCUUGAAUCUUGAAUGGAACUGUCAGCGUUGCGACCAUGCAGCACAGCCUUGCUUUCCUUGCCCAUACAACAACCCACUGAAACUACAUCCUCAGUCCUUCUUUUCAGAGAACAGUGCCAUUGGCUUUCUCAGUUUGAGGGGAAACUCUAUUAAAACAUUCCCUAAGGGCAUUUUUAAGCCUUUAAAAAAGUUGGGUCGACUGGACCUCUCUGACAACAGGCUUGCAUUCGCCAUACAGAACGCCUCUUUUUUUGGAGAGCUCACUCACCUUAAUUGGAUAAGUCUUAUCUACAAUUAUGAGCCAGAAAGAAUCUUUACUGAAUUCCAUCUGUCGACUCAUGUUGGCAAAAUGGUGAAUUUGCAAUAUCUUCUAUUGACAGGAAACUUUUUCAAAUCGCUGUCCACUCAGAGCUUAGAAGUUCUCUCCCAGCUGAAGAAACUUCACACACUGGAGCUGAGGAUGAAUUUCAUGUAUAAAUUCGACUUUCAAAGCCUCAAACGGUUUCCCUCUCUUCAAAAUAUUGUCCUGACUCAAAACAUGCUAACCUUUAAUGAAUGCCCAUCCAGAGAGCUGUUCAUGGGUCAAUCGGAGGCAUUAAGCAAAAGGCAAACAAUAUUCUCCAGCAGAUUCCAGACUGGAAUCUUAGUCGGUCGACACAUUAGUACGGAAGAUAAAGCCAGGACUUCAUGGCCAUCAGACACCCUCGAUAUAGAACCGUUUGCAUUAUCAGUUCUUUAUAAUAAACAGUGCAAUGGAGGAUUUACUCUUGACCUAUCUCAGAAUGACAUUCUAUUUCUUACAAAUAACACUUUCGCUGGCCUCGAGAACGUAACAUGCUUGGACCUGUCCCUUAAUUAUAUGAGCCAGACUCUAAGUAAAGGUGAUUUUUCUGGUUUGACUAAAUUAGUUGCACUGAAUAUGUCUCACAAUCGAAUUGAUCUUUUUUAUGAUCAUGCUUUUAGCGAGCUAAAUAAAACCCUGAAAUUGUUAGACCUCAGUAACAAUGACUUCCAUUUUAAUAUGAGGGGCAUGUUCCAUAGCCUUAGUUUCAUCCAUAAUCUUCAGAACUUGGAAGUCUUGAGUUUGGCCAACAAUAACAUUCAGAUGCGAAUUGAUCACCAGCUGAAUAGCAGCUCACUGAGGACCCUCUACUUCAAUGGAAAUCGCUUGGAUAACAUGUGGAAAGCCAAACACAAGUACACACUCUUCUUCCAAAAUCUAACAAAUCUCAAUCACCUGGACAUCUCCAAUAAUCAGCUGAGAUCUAUUUCGGACGACAUUUUGACCAACUUGCCCAAGAGUCUUCAAUCUUUAGUGAUCAGCUAUAACCAGUUGGCAUUCUUCCCUUGGGCAAACAUCACGGCACUGAGCAAUCUGACUCUCCUGGAUUUGAGUCACAAUGUUCUUGACUUUUUUCCCAGCACCAUUCUAAAAUUCGAUUCCAAUUUAAAGUGCCUGUAUCUCAAUAACAAUCGAUUUCAUAGCAUCCCUGAAAGCGUUCUGAUUCAGUUGAAAUCCUUACAAGUUCUUCACCUGGACCACAAUCAAAUCAAGAAGAUUCACUUCAAGUUCACCCCAAAACCCUCCUCCAACGAAACUGCCCUGAAGGAACUCACCUUACAUACCAACCCUUUCAGAUGCGACUGUGAUACAGCGUGGUUUUCUGUCUUCUUAGCGAAGACUUCAAUACGCAUUCCCUUCCUCACCACAUCUGUCCUAUGCGCCUACCCAGAAUCUCAAAUUGGCAAGAGCAUGUUGUUAAUAGAUCAGCAUUCCUGCCAGGAGAUUUAUGGCAGCCUGGCCUUCUUUGUGAACUUCUGCUUGGUUAUUUUGUUCACUACACUGCCCCUUCUGAAGCAUCUAUAUGGCUGGGACCUGUGGUACUGCCUUCAGGUACUCUGGGCUGGUCAGAAGGGAUAUUCCCAGCUGCCUGGAAGUGAUUGUCAUUACCAUGCGUUUGUGGUGUUUGACACGGGUAACCCUGCUGUCAGAGACUGGGUGUACAACGAGCUUGUCGUUCAUCUGGAGGACAGACACAGAAGGUUUAAUCUGUGUUUGGAGGAGAGGGACUGGGUUCCUGGGCUGUCAUGCAUCGAAAAUCUCCACAACGCCGUCUACAAAAGCGUGAAGACGGUGUUCGUGCUCUCCAGCGGAAAGGCAUUGAACGGGGUGAUUCGUCAGGCUUUCUACAUGGUUCAACAGCGACUUCUGGACGAGAAGGCUGAUGUAGCUGUGCUGGUUUUGCUUGAGGAGAUGUACACAAAACUGAAGUAUCUGCAGCUGAGAAAGAGGCUUUGCGGGAAGUCGGUUCUGACUUGGCCCAAAAAUCCUCUGGCACAGCCCCUUUUCUGGAAUCAAGAGAACACGGACUCUGUGUAGACCAGGCCUGGCCAAACCUUGUGACACACAGGGAUGUGUGUUAACCGCUAUACUGCCA
Messenger RNA from Synchiropus splendidus (mandarinfish), 5217 nucleotides. Its product is annotated as toll-like receptor 7. The record is from RefSeq and is a predicted model, not a curated record. The transcript has 3 exons. Bases 2007 to 5159 code for a protein of 1050 amino acids. Lineage: Eukaryota; Metazoa; Chordata; Actinopteri; Syngnathiformes; Callionymidae. Gene Ontology annotation, biological process: toll-like receptor signaling pathway; canonical NF-kappaB signal transduction; defense response to virus. Gene Ontology annotation, molecular function: pattern recognition receptor activity; protein binding. Gene Ontology annotation, cellular component: plasma membrane.